UCAGGGUCUGGGUGCAAUAUUGCACGCUGCGCACAGAGGACACAGCAGCGGCCCACUCGGCCCGUCAGGUCGAUGUUGCCCCUAGGUUGAUGCCAUAUUUUGCUGCCAGCCUCCACGCCUUCCCCUUCGCUCCUCGCACCGGGGGUGGGGGAAGUUUGUUGGCGAGCGGCGGCCGGCAGCCGGCGAGGGGAGUCCGGAGGCAGUCCCGGAGCCACAGGCUCCUCCCGUCCCCGGGAGCCGGAGCAGCGGCGGUGGGGGCUGCGCCACACACGGGCCGGGAGCAGCCGCUCCCUCUCCCCCCGCUUCUCCUGCCGCAGCCGCCGGGCGGAGGAUGGCGGAGGCGCUGCUGGCGGCCGCGGGGCUGGACGAGUCGGAGGCCGAGCUGUCGCAGAGCCUGGCCCGGACCAAGACGCGCUCGUACGGCAGCACGGCCAGCGUGUCGGCGCCUCUGGCCGAGCGCUACAUCCAGCACCCGGUAGGCGAGGGCGACACGCUGCAGGGCCUGGCCCUGCGCUACGGAGUCACGACGGAGCAAAUAAAAAGGGCAAAUAAACUCUUCACAAGCGAUUGCAUAUUCCUGAGGAAAAACUCUCCUUAUCCCUCCAUAUCAGCAAAAGGAUCACUGUUUAAUGGACUGUCAUUGGACUCUCCUGAGAAUGAAUCCAGAGGGAUGUAUGCUUUCAGUAAUGAAAAGCCACUGAAUAUAGAGAAGAAAGCUCUUCAUCUCCGAGUCCAGAAGAUCCUGACACCAGGCCCACUCAGCCUGAGGAACUUUCCGCUAAAGACUACUUGCAGAGACUGGACUUGCAGAUUAAACUGUCAACACAAGCGGCUGCUAAAAACGAUACAGGAGGACGAUUAUGGAGCUGGUGACGCCGGACACAAAGAUAAUCCCUAUGCAGCAUCUUCCUACCAGAGCCUUCACUAAAUAUAUAAUGGAAUCCAACCUUGCGGGAUGCCGAAAGAUAAUUGUUUUUCCAAUUAUGUGUGGAUAAGACUGUGUGAUAUCAUUUAGUUUCUGGGUUUUAGUUUUGCUUUAAAUCUAAGCAAUUGCAUUGUAUACUUUGGCGUACUGGGGCACAAGUACAAGAGAGGCAGCAUCGUACCUUGUGCAUCUUUGGUGUGAAGUGUGAGCUGCUAUUACGUUUGUGUUUCUUUAUGCCAUCUCUACUCGCUGUUUUAUAUUCCCACAGCAAAUUUUCUGCUGAUUUGCAGUGUGUGCUUAUUUGCAGCAUAGCUGGCUCACAGGAAAUGCUUAUGUUGCUGGCCCGAAAUUGGGUGUAAAGCAGUGUAAUCUACCUGAUUUCAAAUCUGUAGUCUCAUUGUACAUCUUGCAUGUGUUGGCUGCUGUGCUUUCUCCUACUGUCUGGCACAUGUAUGGGUCUGGGGCAGAGGUGAGUGUAAUUGCUCCAACAUUAAGCUCAGUAGAAAUAAUGAAAUCUGAACCAAAUACGACCUUAUAAUUUUUUGCAAAAUCAGAUUGAACUGAGAGGGAGAGAUCUUAUUUUAAACAAUGACCUGGCAGUCCUGUUUGCCUACAGAUGAGACUGGUAGUAGACAUUAGUGGAGUGGGUUGAAGAGCCCAUUUAUUUGAAAUCUUCAAAUUGAAACCAAAAAUAAUAAGAUUAUUUUCGGUGUUAAGCAGUAAUGUUAAUUUAGGAUAAAGACAGUGAAUUAGUCACAAACUUUAUUUUUUUUAAUAAGUGGAAUCAUAUCACUUGUAUAAAGUUAAACUCAAUGUGCGGGUAUGGAAGCCAAGCUAAGUCAAAUUUAACCGUUUGCUUUUAAAGGGAACAAUUGCAAGUGUCGUUUCACACAUGCAGCCAUUUUAUUUUCUGCAAGGGCAGUGCACAGGCAGACUCCCACAACUUUCGAACCAAGUUGCCUUCAGUGGGAAGGAGGGGCUUGUGUCUGGUCAUCCUAACUGUUGAGUUGGCUGGUUGGGAAUGUGCAAUUUGACCUAAACCUAAUGUUAAGCCACUGGAUACAGUUGAUCUGCAAACUGCAGUUGUGAGAGUGGUAUGUUUUCUCAGUUAGUGCCACCAUUAUAGUAUUCCAGUAAGUAAGGCUUCCAUUUUUUUGUCACUCCCUUCUCUAAAUUUGAGUUUCAACUGGUGCAGACUGACUACUGCUCUCCCUAGGAGAUCUGGCAUCUCGUUCCAUAAUAGCUGAACACCGUAGACUGGACUUCUGUCUCUAGAUUUGCAUAUUUACUUCCUUUGAAAAGUGAUUUGCUGAUUUGAUUGUGGAGCUAGUCUCCAUACGGUGGGGAGGCAGGAGGAGACUUUUUAUCCAUCUUCCCAUCUUUGAAGUUUCUAAGUUCCCAAAACUGGCUAAAGCUUUUCACAAGGGGAAUGCAGUUUGUCACUGCACAGGUAAGUUGUAUGUGACAUUUUUAGCCAGCUAACUCCUUCAGACUCCUGAGCAUGAAUUCUGAGAGUAGGCAUUUUACUUUUUAACUGAGACUAAUUGUGCACCUACUAAACUGGAACUGAGGAGCUCAACAAGUUUUUUUUUACAUUCUGACUAAGUUGCAAAGAUCUGUUAAACAAUUCAAGCUCACGUGGACUCGGUCAUUUGAGCUAUCUGCUCAGUAUCUGGUUACACCGUAUGUUCUUUCCCUGGUGAAGGUUAUGCCAAAAUGCCCAUUCAGACAGGUUGUCUAAUGAAAAUGUGUGAUGAAUUAUUCGGCAUUACAAUUCUAUCAAGCAUUUAAUUUGGCCUUUUUAUUAGCAGUUUUAAGAGCUUUUACUCCUAUUUAAUUUUUUGAUUGAUCUAAUUUCCACUUGCCUUAUUUACCUCCCUUGUGCAAAUUGGUCAGGGCUUGGUUUAUAGGGUAAUCUGCUCAGGACCAUCAAGGAAGAGCCCUCCCUAUUAGUAAAGCAACAACUAAACUGCUGGAAUAGUACCACAGAAUCUGCACCAUGCAUGUACUUGCACUGGAAGAAUCCUGCUGUAGUAUUGGUUGAAAACAAAGCCAAUGAACAAUGAACCAAAUGAAAGACCGGUGAUAACAAUGUACCAGGUUCAUAAGUAAUUGAUCUAAAUCUAUAUUGAGAGAGCAGUAUAAAAAUACAUGGAAGCACUGGUUGCUCAAGUAGAUAAAUUGACAGUUAGUUUAUAAUUUUAUGCUUAACAGUAAUCAGAUGCUGUACGUUAUUCUUUAAGGCAAUGCAAAUUCCCCAACUUGGAACUACUUAAAAGCUGACAUGAAUAGGUAUAAAUGGACUGAUGGUUGUGACCAUGGAAGAAGAUCCAUAAUGUGUAUCGAGGGUGCUGUAGGUUCAAUUGUUUCUAAAUUUUCCCUCUUUGCUUUGGAAAGUGCUCUUUCACGUUGGAACAGGACCCCUGAUUGACCUGCACCAAAAUGACUAAUCUUAACGUAAGAACUCCAAAAGCAAAGAUUGACGGGUUUUUCCAAAUCAUGGGGCACAUCCCAACUUUGGUCUCCCAGGCAAACUUCAUAAUUUCACAAGAAAUGUAAUUUCAAAAAGAAAUUAUAUUGCUUCUCAAAUUUUGUUUUGGCUGCUUCUGAACUCCAAACAACUAAGCAAGUUGUUAUUGCAUUUAUUAAAAUCUCGAACUACAACAUCUUGCAAAAGGAGUACCUCAAACUGUUGCAAGAAAAUAGAGAAAUAUACAGCCCUUGGAUUUUCAUCCUGGUAAUAGCUGCUCAUAAGGGCACAAUAGUUUUAGGAUGGGUAGUCUACAAGCAGAAUAAGUGGUUGUCAUUAAUAUCUAAGCAAUUGCAUACAUUUCUUCACAUCCAUUUGUUCUGAAUGAUCAGUCUCUGAAUGGUGGAGGUAUUUGCUGUUAUGUUGAGAUUUUUGGCAGCUGCUGAGUCUAUAGGACGAGUCAUUACUCAGUAGUGACAAAGAUCUAUCUUUAAUUGCAUUCACUCAGGUGAGCAUUACCAUGCUGACUGAUGUUUUGAAUAUUUAUCUUGCAUAACUCCAUACAUGAAUGUAUUGAUGUUUCAAUGACAUUUCAGGUAUUACCAAGUUGUAUGAGCUAUAAGCACAGUGGCUUCUUUAUUUUUGCCUUGCGUAUAUCAAAUAUUUAACUGAACCAUAUCUAUCUCAUUUUUUUUUCUCUAUAAUAUGAAGGCAACUUACAUUUUUCAGGCAACUUUAAAUAUAAUGGCUAGAGAUAAUGUAAAAUACUAACUAUCAAGAGAAAAUAGAACUGAACUGAAAACCCACAAUUGCUAGAUAUCAAAUUAUAUAAUACUAGAUACAAACUGGAUUGUCAUCUCAAGGAGCAAGGUAAUAUUUUAUUGUUUCAGAUGGGCCUUUUAACAAAAGCAGCAAAGUACGUUAAGCAUAUAUUGAAUAUGAGAUAAUUUUGUAGGUGAACAUUUUGACUUUUUUCCAGUUAUUAUUUCAUAUCAACUCUUUUAUUGCUUAUGAGUAGUUUUCCGUGAUAUUCAUAUAAAUUUAUGUGUAAAGCCUUUUUUUGGGCCAGGUACUUUCAAGCUUGGCAUGAAUCUUAUUUUCUUUUUUUAAAUUUUAAAAACAAAUUCAGCAGGAAUAUUAAAGAACUUUUAUCGUCAAACAAAUGCUGGGCAGCAUCCCUCUUGCUGUUCACAAUUUUUUCUCAUUAGUAUUAAAAAUAUUAUUUUAAUCAAUACUAUUAUCUAAUAAUGUCUUUCUGUGGCUUUUUAUCUAUAAAAUGUCAAUUCCUUUUGACUAAACUCUGGCUAAGGAGCUUGUUAAUAAAAAGUAAAUUACAUUUCAUUAAAGAAUGCAGGCUAGUUUUUUGAGCUUAUCAACAAAUUUCUAGCACAGGUGAAGAUGUCCCUCAAAUGGGGACUCUUAGUUGACAUAGAUAGUUAAAUAUUUAUUUCCUUCAGUUCUUCCUGUAUUCUACCAUCACCAGAUGGCCAAAUAAUAAGCAGAUAGAGAUUUCCAGCUACCCACCCAGUUGUGAGGCUGAAAUUGCAAGCUGACAAAUCAUUAUAGAAAUGACAUAAUUUUUAUUCUCCUUAAUUUCAAUCCAUCUACAACUCAAAUUGCAAAUUUACCCCAUUGUUACUCUUUGGGUUAUGUGGCAUGGGUUGGAUCUCUUCCGAUAGUAACAUUGUAUGUGUGUUUGUUCACCAGUAGACAUUCUGUUAUUCAGAUUUGGUUUUGAUUUUCACAAAAAUCAUAUAAACUGAAUUGAGUGGAAGUGGAGUGAAUUGAUAAAAUGUUUGUGCAUUUCAAAUUCAGACAUUGUUGCAAAACAGUAUUAAGCACUGUAAUAGUUAUCCCAUAGAUGUUCUUUGGGGAGGGUAGACAAGAAGUAGAUCCACUUCUGCCUGUGAAUUGUGUGAAAAUGCUGUGCAUUUAAAAUUGGAUUAAAUUCUGUUCACUUUUUUUGCUUUCUAUGAAUAUUCCUAAAUUAUACAAAGAUUAUUUUGCUUCAGGACCAAUAUUAGGCAAAUAUGGUUUGAAAGAAAAUUGUUAUAGGUAGUGAUUCUGAACUUCAGUGAUCUGCAACUGCAUUUUGAAGACCCAAAUGGGAUAACUAAUGCAGUAAACAUUUAAUGCAUGAAUUGUUUGUGUGUGUAAGUUGUGGCCUUAGAUAUUUUUUUAACUGAUGUAUUGACAAUGAGGACUUGUUCUCUGGUUACUAUUUCAUUUGAAAAUCUGCAAUAAAUAGUUUUUGUUACAACUUCA
Messenger RNA from Pristis pectinata (smalltooth sawfish), 5660 nucleotides. It is a transcript of the gene lysmd2, whose product is annotated as LysM, putative peptidoglycan-binding, domain containing 2. The record is from RefSeq and is a predicted model, not a curated record. Lineage: Eukaryota; Metazoa; Chordata; Chondrichthyes; Rhinopristiformes; Pristidae.